CCACGUCUCCUCUACGUCCUCUGCGCUAAGAAGCUUUUUGCAGGAACGGUGAUUUUCGUGUGCACGAGAAUGUAGUCAGCUUGCUUAAGGGAUGUGAUCCCGUUUGUACAGUAGCCAGGCAGAGGUAGUUUUUAGAAAAGUCAUGCGUAGUUAAAUUGUUAUUUAUUCUUUUUUAAUUCUAAAAAUUCUGGUUUCGUCCGCGCAUCCUGACUUCUCGGUCCGCGGCAUCCUGAUGUCGGCGCGAGACACUUAGUGAGCUGCGAACUCUACACCCUGGUUGGCUUAGAAAUGCUACUCGCCAUAUUCUUGAUUGUAUUUCUGCAGCCACAAGUUCCUGCUCAAUCAUGGCCUGGCUGUAAUGUGACUAGAGUGAAUGACAACACCCUCGCUGCAUGUAGUCGGGACGUACCACCAGACCAGCCCAGAAGAUUCACUGCGUUGAGUUUCAGCAUCAAUCAGCCCACGAUUUUUAAAGGCGGAAUUAUAGCAAACAACUGUAGUCUGAACAACAAUGCUUCAAAUUGGUGUGGCCUGUUUCCAUACUUAGUUGUCAUAAAUUUAUCUAACAGGGGCAUUAAGAUUAUUUCAAAUUAUUCUCUCUUUGGCUUGGGGCAUUUGAGGACUAUUGACCUCAAAAACAAUAAGCUGAAGAAUCUUCCAUCACACACAUUCAGUAGUAACAGGAUUUUGUUUUACAUUAAUAUUUCAGGAAACAAAAUCAAGUUCAUACACCCAGAAGUGUUCAAAAACUUGCGAUAUUUACAUGUGCUCUACAUAGCCAAUAACCACAUCGUUGACCUUCACCCCGAGAGUUUUGAUGGUCUCGUGAGCUUGGGCAUUCUGUGGCUGAACAAUAACACGAUUGCAAGACUCAGUCCCGAGCUCUUCAAGAAUCUUAGUAACUUGAUGCACUUCAGAGUGGACCACAAUCGUUUGGAAUGCAUCGCACAAGAAAUUUUGGAGAAGAUGCCGCAUUUAGAAUCUUUCGACGCAUCACACAAUCAGAUAAAAUUUUUAAGUCCAGCAAUAUUUUCAAAUAAUAAUAAUCUGCAAUAUGUAGACUUAAGUCAUAACUUGAUAUGGGAACUAUCAAAAUACACAAUGUUACAUUUGAUUAAAAUGAAAACAAUUAUUUUCUCUUCCAAUCGUAUCGAGUCGUUGUACCUGAGCUAUCUACCUGUUUCAUUUACAAGUCGUAAUAAAAUCGUACGACUUGACAUGGAUUACGAUUAUUAUCGAGACUCGAUUGGAGUAGAACACGCAUGCAAUACCACCCGGGAAGCAAAUAAAUUAAUUUUUCAUUCGAUUGAUUUUUCUCAAAAUAAUAUUAAAACUAUAAAAUAUAGUGAUACUAAAACUGGUAGCUCAUUAAUGCUUGCAAACAUUUCACUUGCAGAUAACUACGCGCUUAAUCUUGAAGUGUCGUUUUUCAGAAAAGAAAGGUUAUGUACAAUUUUAAAUCUGGAUAGAACUAACUUUAAUUGGAAGAACUUAACACUCAUAAAUGAAAUGUUAGGACUACCACAUUUAAAGAUUCUAAGUUUUGUAGGUUCUGGUGUUUGUGAGUUUUAUACAAAACAGUUGCUGACCUCUAUAUUCAACCCUAACAAGCGUGUCAAUGUUAUAUGUGAUGGACCUAUGACUGAAGAUUUAUACACAAAUACACGAAUGCAAAGAAACAUAAGUAGUUCGAUAAGUAUUGAGGAAAGGGUCAAUGUGGGCGUUAUAGAUUCUUCAGAGAAUUAUGAUAAUACACAAUGUUUGGAAGAAAGUUCUUCCUAUAAUGCAAGUAGUUUUUGUAGUUUUGAAUGUGAAUGCUAUUCGAAUAGCUACGUGACACUGCAAAAAUUUUCAUCCCUUACAACAGGAAUUUCAUGUGCCUACAUACUAGACUGUUCAUAUUAUUCAUUUACUGACCUACCAGAAAUAAAGUCGAAUUUUCCAUGCGUAUUGCUCUCGCACAAUAAUGUCAAAAAGAUUGAGGAUGAGUACUUUCAGUUAUUUUAUGAUAUACAUUUUGUGGAUUUGUCUUACAACUGCUUAAAUGAUUUAUCGGAUGACGUUUUUAAUUCUUUGAUCAGUUUAAAGACUCUUCUACUCGAUAACAAUAAGUUAACGAGUCUAAAACCGGGUGUUUUCAAACAUUUGAGUGCGCUGGAAUCGCUCACCCUCCAUGGUAAUAGUAUAACAUCUUACAACGCACGUUCCUUUGCAGUAUCUUCACAUCUACAUGCGAUUUCAAUAGAAUUUGCUGAUCUGGACAAUCUUCAUGACGAUACUUUUCAAAACCGUUCUAAUCUUAUGGUUUUGCACAUGCUUGCAAACACGAGAACGUCAGGUCAAAAGAACAAAGUCACUACGGAAAUUCUAAAAAAUCAAUGUGAACUUCAAUCAUUGCGUUUGGUUGGAUUUAAUUUAAGUGAAAGUUUAAAUGGUUCAAUAUUAUGUUCAAAAUAUUUGAUACUUUUUGAACUCCAAAGUAACUAUUUACCAAUUCUUACUGACGAAAUUUUCAGGGGUACUGGUAACAUAUUAAGGAUUAUGUUGCCAGAUAACGGCAUCCAAAGUCUGAGACAUAAUGCAUUUAGAAAUUUGACAAAGGUCACACAUAUUGAUCUUUCUGUUAACUCGAUUGAGGUUCUUCACAUCUCUAUGUUUUCCGAUAUGCAACAACUAGAGUCUCUCAAUGUAUCUCAUAACAAAAUAUCUUGUAUUUCCGCGGCAAUGUUUCAAAACUCAUCGAUGCUGCACACCCUUGACAUUAGUUACAAUAGAAUUGUGUUAAUGGAUUUAAAUUUGUUUAGUAUGCUUUAUAAUUUAAUAUUUUUAUUUUUAAAUGAUAAUAAUAUAACAGUGGCAAGUGAAACACAUUGGUUCAAUGAAUACAAAAAUACAUGCAUUCAUUUAGAUGGAUUAGAUAACAGCAAAGAAAUCAAUUUCAAUGAUACUGACAUUGAAUCUGUACUUCAGAGGAAACAAAGCAUUGAGGUCAUAAAUUUGUCAAACAAUGCUUUUAAAAUUUUGGACGAUUCCAUGUUUAAACAUAAUCGAUUUUUAAAGCUCAUCACAGCCUCCCAUAACUCAAUUCAUCAAAUUAAAAAUGACACUUUUAAAAAUACCAGAUUGGUUGUAUCAAUAGAACUGAACCACAAUGAACUAGUUGUAAUAUAUGCGAGUCUAUUUAAAAAUCUAACACGCUUACAAAAUUUAGUAUUGGAAAGGAAUCAUAUAGAAUUUAUUGAACAUGGCUCGUUUCAAGAUCUUAAUGCAUUGAAGGUUCUUCACCUUUCACAUAACAGACUCAAAACAUUUGACCCUAUUUCUUUGCCCCGAUCUUUGAAAAGGCUGGCAUUGUUCGAUAAUAAUAUUAUAAUAUACAACUCAAGUGCACUUAAACAUAAUAGUUUGGAAGAACUUUAUUUAGGUUAUAAUCCACUGAAGAAUUUUAUUGUAGACGAUUUCUUUCAUUUGCCAUCUCUUGUUGUUUUGGAACUAGGUCACACAAAUAUACACGAGUUCAGCACAGAGGCAUUCAAGAACACUACAAAGCUUGCAUAUCUUGAGCUAGCACAAAGCUGUGUCCACUCGCUGUCCGGCUGCCAUUUUUAUAACAUGAGAGAUCUUAUCUCACUAGACAUCGGCAACCCAAGAACUUACGGCUGUUCUCCGGGAACAAACAAUGUUCUGAGCUGGAAGAACAUCACCCUUAUAAACUUUUGGUUUGAACAUCCAUAUCUUCAGCUCCUGAACCUCGAAGGUCAUGACAUAUGCAAGGACCUGUAUUGGAACCAAGUAAUAGAAAACAUAUUUUUAUCUGAAACAUGGAAAAUCGUCAUAUGCUCAAAAGAAGAAAACAUUUACUCAAGUAUUUUAAGUCCAGAUGCCAAUUCGUAUUUGUACGCACAUAAAUUGAAAAUGUAGUAAUAAUUGACUUUGGAAGACAGUUUUUCCCCCCUUCGUAUAUAUUGAUUAUCGCAGCAAUGAAUUUAUGGCCUGAUGUUAGGGACUUACACGGCAAAAAUAAUAUUUGUUUUUUUACGAAGAUUUUUCUUGGAAACUCAGCUGCCAAAGUUAUCUCUUGCAAAACUUCAAGGCAGAGUUUUGUAUCAUUAUUAAUUUUACAAAGCUCUGUCUUGCGGUUUUAUAAGUGAUGAUGGCAACUAAGUUUCCAAGGAUUUUUCUUGAAAAUGUACAAUUAAUUUUUAUAGUUUACAUUCAAGUGUAAUUUAUGUUAUGAAGUUUUUAACAUUAUCCUCUAAUGCUUUAGAAAUUAGCAAAGGAUUCCCCCGGAAGUAAUACCAUUUGUGAGUUGGCAACAUUCAUACAAACCUGAGCUUCUUCAACUACCUAUUUAACUGUUUUACUAAUAUGUGUUAUUCUAGAAUCCUUCAUGUUCUUUAGUCGAGUUUCCGAGUUCAAUCACAUUUUAUAUUAGUGUUCUGUUAUAGCCUAUACUUAUUUGAAACUGUUGCAAGACAAUAUUUAUGUACAUUGUAAAUUUUAAUAAAUACUAAUUGAAUUAUAUUCUCCCUUAUGUCAAACACCAAACUAUAAGCAGCCAUGGGAAUAUUUUCCUUUAAACUUUCUUCGCGAUAACUUAAUCACAUUGAAAUUCCAGCUAAAUUUUGAAUAUAUUAGCUAAAUGUUUUUUUCUCCUUUAACUGCAUUUUCCAGAGAUGUUUACCUGAAGAGAUAUCAAACGAUUAAUACCCCAUUUAAAAUUGUCACUGAAAAUUUUGACGAAACCCAUUGGUACUACCUUUGCUCGCACAGGCCGUCGUGCCAUCUCGCUGCCUCGCAGGGGCGUGUGCGCCGAGUGAUGGGUGGUACGAACGGGUUCAGCGUGGCGCAAGUGUAGCUUGGUGCAGCGUCACGAAAGGCCGACACCGCCGAAGGGUGAAUUACCGCCCGAACUGUAAUCGAACUGUACUAGUUUAUUAUUAUGACAUGUAAUCAAGUAAUGUUAGACAUUGUUUGUAUAACAUAAAUCAUGUAUUAAAGUUUAACAACUUUCUGGAUUAGCGCGAACACACCUAAAACGUGGCUUGGCCUAACCAUUUGCACACGGCAUGUUUCUGCGCGAAGCCGGCUCCUAGUGGCGCGCUGUGACUAGGAGCUAGAGCAGUUCAACAGGUCUAGACUUGUUUACGCACCGCGGGGCCCUUCAGUCUUUGUUCGCCAUGGACCAAAACUUCUAGAAUAGAGCAAGUUAUUAUAUAUUCUCUUCCAUCGGCUCUGCGGCUAGCCCUCUCCGGCUGGCUUGAAUUCGCCAGCCACUCAGCCUUACCAUGCGUGCCCGAGAGGGACUUCUUUUAUUGUCAUAUGUGAAUUCUUAAUUUCUAGACUGCGUGCGGGCUUCGUUCCAGGCAUCUCGUAUUCGACUCUAGUCUUCAGACGUUUUAAUGUUUCGCCCGCACUGGACCGCCGCGUUAGGUGAACAGUGUCAUGAGAAGUGGUUUUAAUGUAAGAUGUUCGAGGACUUUCGAGGACUUUCGAGGACUUUCGGGACGUUCCCACUUUGCACCUCAAACGGCGUUAGAUUUAAAUUAGAGCCAGGCACCCUGGUAAUAGAUAUGCACUUUAUGUAGUUACUAUCCACUUUGGAGUAUAUUUCUAGUGUUCCAGUUAGAAUGUCCUUAAAAUUUUGUGUGUAACCGUGAUAGGCAACUGUGGAAUUAGUUAUUGCGUUUAAAUGUUUGUCGUUUCAUUGUCCCAUCAAGCCACAUGUAGGUAAAGCCUCUGUGUCAUGACUUAUUUACGCUUUUACAAUCAAGGCAGGAUGUCGCAGGCAUCCAUUCAAUUAUUAUUGUGAACUAAGGCCGGAGGGCCUUCGCAUAAUAUCUGCUUUAAUUCGCUAACGUCGGUUACUAUCACGUAACCCUGAUCGCGUGCCGUGUAGAACUCCGGUUCCAGACGUUAAGACAAGCCAUGUCUACGGUAGCGCCGUGUACGAGAGAUGAUUGGAAAUAAAGACAGUCGUAGCAGA
Messenger RNA from Bacillus rossius redtenbacheri, 5986 nucleotides. Its product is annotated as chaoptin-like. Gene Ontology annotation, molecular function: protein binding. The coding region runs from base 289 to 3921 and encodes 1210 amino acids. Gene Ontology annotation, cellular component: extracellular matrix. NCBI's taxonomy places the organism in Eukaryota, Metazoa, Arthropoda, Insecta, Phasmatodea, Bacillidae. The transcript is spliced from 2 exons. The record is from RefSeq and is a predicted model, not a curated record.